AUGUUCUUUGAACAAUUUCAAUCAAUAUUCAGUAAUGGUAUAAAAAGUCAAUGGUAUGAAAUGAAAGAUAUUAUUGAAUUAUUUACAUGGAUCAGAUUGCAAGAUCAACUAUUCAGUCAAUAUUUUUCUCACUAUUCCUCCAAUGUGAACACAGAUGAUCUCUGGGAUAUGUUUCUAAAGUUAGGUAAACUUAAUAUUAUCAAUAGUGUUAAUCAAAAACAUGUAAUAUCAAUAUUAACUGAAAAAAUUCCAUUAACUUCUGUCGGACCAUUUCAUCGAUAUACGAAAUCAGCCAAGACUUGUUUAGUAGAAAUAAAACCUGAAUUUUGUUCACAGUUUAUCGAAUUAUUCAAGAAAAUCUUUGAUGGUUAUAUUAUUAAGCAAUUCAAUUAUCCACAAUAUUCAUAUCAGGUCUCUCGAACAGAUUGCAAUGAUCUUUUACAAAUCGAACCAUUCAAAGAUCUUCGACGUCUUUGUCAUCUAUUUAAUUGUUUAAUUUCAUUUCAAAUUCUGAAUUCAGGAACAUUAAAUACUCAAGAUAAUACAAUAAAAUAUCUUAC
Messenger RNA from Rotaria sp. Silwood1, 560 nucleotides. The record is from the annotation of a GenBank genome assembly. Lineage: Eukaryota; Metazoa; Rotifera; Eurotatoria; Philodinida; Philodinidae.